Messenger RNA from Bemisia tabaci, 1958 nucleotides. It is a transcript of the gene Uba5, whose product is annotated as Ubiquitin-like activating enzyme 5. Gene Ontology annotation, molecular function: UFM1 activating enzyme activity. The record is from RefSeq and is a predicted model, not a curated record. Gene Ontology annotation, cellular component: cytoplasm; cytosol. Gene Ontology annotation, biological process: protein ufmylation. Lineage: Eukaryota; Metazoa; Arthropoda; Insecta; Hemiptera; Aleyrodidae.
GUUGGUGAAGUUCGUUGACCAGCUCUUUGACGUGUCCGAUAAAAAUUGUAAACAUUGAUACACACGUGAGAUUAUUCCUGCGAUACUUUCUGUUUCUGAAUAAAUUUUCAUAGUGUAAGUCGCAAAUAUGAGUACUGUGGAAGAACUUCAGAAAAGAGUUGCUGAACUAGAAGCAAUUCUCAAAGACAAGAAUGAUUUUACAGGGAGUAAAAGAGAGAAAAUUUCAGAAAUGUCAGCGGAAGUUGUCGAUUCAAAUCCUUACAGUCGACUCAUGGCGCUGAAAAGGAUGGGCAUAGUGAAUAAUUAUGAGAAAAUUCGUGAAUACACUGUUGCUGUGGUAGGAGUUGGAGGUGUAGGAAGUGUUACCGCUGAAAUGCUUACUCGUUGUGGUAUAGGUAAAUUAAUUCUCUUUGACUAUGAUAAAGUUGAACUUGCGAAUAUGAAUCGUCUUUUCUUCCAACCACAUCAAGCUGGACUCUCAAAAGUCGAGGCAGCUGCAAGAACAUUAUCAUUCAUAAAUCCUGAUGUUGUGAUGGAAACCCACAAUUACAAUAUUACGACGAUAGAUAAUUUCCAGCAUUUUAUGGAUCGAAUUAGUGAAGGUGGGUUAAAUGGUGGAGCUGUGGAUUUAGUAUUAAGUUGUGUAGAUAAUUUUGAAGCUCGAAUGGCCAUAAACGUGGCAUGCAAUACAUUAGGACAAACUUGGUUUGAAUCUGGCGUCUCGGAGAAUGCAGUUUCAGGACACAUACAGCUCAUCAUCCCAGGAGAGUCAGCAUGUUUUGCAUGUGCACCGCCUUUAGUUGUAGCCUCAAAUAUUGAUGAGAAAACACUGAAAAAAGAUGGCGUUUGUGCAGCCAGUUUACCUACAACUAUGGGAGUAGUAGCAGGAUUCCUCGUUCAAAAUACUCUGAAGAAAUUACUCAACUUUGGUGAAGUAUCAUGGUACCUAGGUUACAGUGCCCUCAGUGACUUUUUCCCAAAAAUGAAACUACGUCCAAAUCCAACGUGUGAGGAUAGUUAUUGCCAAGCCAGGCAAAAGGAAUUCAAUGAAAAACCGAAACCUGUUGUUGCUGAUGUACCCGCCGAAACUGUAAAGGAAGUCCAUGAAGAUAAUGAAUGGGGGAUCUGUCUUGUUGACGAAACAUCUCAAGAUGCUGAACCGGAGACUAAAAAUAAUUUGGAACUCGUCGAAGGAGUGCAUGCUGCUUACACAGUUCCUGAAACAUGUCCGACGCAAGGACCCACUAUAGAGGACACUGAAGUCAGCUUAGACGAAUUAAUGAAACAAAUGAAAUCGCUCUGAUCAAGUUUCAUUACAAAGGUAGACAUUCCUUUGGAUUCACUCCACUAAUACUUCUUUGCACCCAUUCAUCCUGUUUUGAUCCAACAAGAUUAAUUCCUCAUCAUCAGUCAGUUUUCGAUUUCUAGGAAGUCCAUUUUGGUUGAGCUGCGAUUCAUCACUGUUGACAAAAAGGGUGUAGUUGGGUUUUGGGGUAAGCCCUAAUUUAAAUACUUCCAAGCAGUGUUCUUAUUUCAUCCUAAUAUGUAUGUAGGAAGUCAUUUGUGUAGGUAAGCCUGAUUUUUAGAAGCCAUGAAAAUGUUUUAUUUUGUCCUAAAGGAAAGAUAAAUUUUAUAAAGAGUAAAGAAGGCAACACUGCAAUGAAGAUCAAAAGAAGAAGUCAGAUCAGCACACUUUAUCUUUGGUGCAAUCUAUGCAUAGAGCUUGCAAUCCAGUGGCAGUUUUCAGCCUACUAGAAUCUUACGCAGAAAUGGAGUCCUACUCUCUACCAUCAAUAUUCCUUUUCCGUGCCCCGAAAUGUGUCCAAGGUUUUUGAAAAACGAGACUGGUGGUACCUAAAAUUAUAAUGAUCAUGAUAUCAUAAUCUGGUCUUUCUGUUUUUUUCAGUAUUCCAGUUUCUCCUGAAUAUCAUAAUAGUCUGUAAGAUUGACAGCCAAAA